This is a messenger RNA of Antrostomus carolinensis (chuck-will's-widow), 988 nucleotides long. RefSeq names its product inorganic pyrophosphatase 2, mitochondrial. Gene Ontology annotation, biological process: phosphate-containing compound metabolic process. Gene Ontology annotation, molecular function: inorganic diphosphate phosphatase activity; magnesium ion binding. The coding region runs from base 117 to 845 and encodes 242 amino acids. The transcript has 11 exons. NCBI's taxonomy places the organism in Eukaryota, Metazoa, Chordata, Aves, Caprimulgiformes, Caprimulgidae. The record is from RefSeq and is a predicted model, not a curated record. Gene Ontology annotation, cellular component: cytoplasm.
CAGAUGGUAAAUAUAUUUCCCCAUUUCAUGACAUUCCACUGUUUGCUGGAUCUAAAGAGGAUAAAGAGAUUCCUGCAAAGAGGUCAAAAACUACUGGAAGUGAGGUCCUUUUUAAUAUGAUUGUGGAAGUGCCUCGUUGGACGAAUGCAAAAAUGGAGAUUGCCACUGAGGAGCCGUUGAAUCCCAUUAAACAAGAUAUAAAGAAAGGCAAGCUUCGAUACGUUGCAAAUAUCUUUCCUCACAAGGGUUAUAUUUGGAAUUAUGGUGCCCUCCCACAGACCUGGGAAGAUCCAAACCGUACAGAUAAGACAACAGGAUGUUGUGGGGAUAAUGAUCCUAUUGAUGUUUGUGAAAUUGGUUCAAAGAUUCGUUCUUCUGGUGAGAUUGUUCAGGUGAAGGUCUUGGGUGCUUUAGCUCUUGUCGAUGAAGGAGAGACAGAUUGGAAGAUAAUUGCUAUUAGUGUGGAUGACCCAGAAGCUCAGAAAAUCCAUGAUAUUGAUGAUGUCAAAAAGCACAAACCAGGUUACCUUGAGGCUACGGUUGACUGGUUCCGAUCGUAUAAAGUCCCUGAUGGAAAACCAGAAAAUCAGUUUGCUUUUAAUGGAGAAUUUAAAGACAAGGACUUUGCUGUUGAAAUUAUUAAAUCUACCCAUGAAUACUGGAAAGCUUUGCUUCAUAAAAAAACUGAUGGAGGUACUAUUAAGUGCACAAAUGUUCUGGUGAGUGGCAGCCCGUUUUGUUGCAGUGAGGAGGAUGCCCGAUCAAUUGUGCAGUCGGCACCAGUGCAUAUGAAUGGAGAUUCUGUCCCCCCAGAAGUUGAUUCCUGGCACUUUUAUCCCAAGUGAUCGUCAAAGUGUUGUGAAGCUGCAUCAUCAAAUCUCAGUCAUCCCUUUUUUGAAGACAGGCAAAAGCAUUUCUUGUUGGAUUCCUAUUGAGACAACUUUUCAACUUGUGUAAACCUUCUGUCAUGUAAAUAAACACUGACAUU